GCGCUUCUUGCAUUUAAUACCGCGUUUGCUCCUCCUGACCUCCACGGACGCGGACGAAGGCUCGAAGGAGGCCGGCGGAAGGGGCGGACGUUCCCUUCCUCGACAUCCCCCAACCGUCUCCUGCCUCCAUGUGCUGUGAGUUGCGGACGACACUCUCCAUACAGUAACCAGAGACCCUUGCCGCUGACCUUUUUGCCACCACAAAAACCAUCCACGGACUUCACGGAGAUUCCACACGCCUUCGAUACGGAAUCUGAAGCCAUGUCCUUACUAGACCCGCUGUCGGAGUACAAGCUGAUCGUGCCCAUUGCCGCUCUCCUCCUCGCAUAUCUCCUGCACCACGUCGUGUUUUCUUCCAAGAGGAACCCAACGCUCCCAACCCCCAAGGGAUCUCUUCCGAUUGUCGGUUGUACGUUCCAGGCCUUGCACAUCCUCAAGGACCAGACUCUCUCCGAGUUCUUGAACAAGCAACAAGAUGAUCUGGGGCCCUUGUGGAAUUUGAACACUUUCGGCGUAUACACACCCAUAAUUUCGGAUCCCGCUACCGCCAAAAGGGUGAUGACGGAAACCUCCACUUUUGUCCGAGAUGAUACCUUCGAAAUCGCCGCUACCGGCGUUCUUCGCUACGGCCUUUUCCUCAUUCCGUCCGGAGAUCUAUGGAAAAAACACAGGAAACUGCUCCAACCCGCCUUUUCUCCCUCUCACCUUCGUCUCGGCGCCAAAGUCUCAGUUGAGAAUACCGAUAACCUCCUGAGCACAUGGAGAAAACAUUUGUCGGUCGGCAACACGGAAAGCAAUGACCGCCACAUUGUGAUCAAUUUACAUCAACACCUCAGCGGCCUAGCGCUGGAUAUCAUCGGUCAAGUGGCUUUAGGCGGUCGUCCUUUCGGUAGCGUGGGUAACCUUCCCAUAAAGAAUGCGAGAGGGGAAAGCUCUGGGGAGAUUCCGCAGAGUUUCAUCGCGUUUGAGCAAAUCAUGAAGACGAUAGGGUCUCGUUUCGGAUUGCCGCUGUGGGCAUGGAAGCUGUUGAAAUUGGAGAACGAUCAAGCCCAGGACGGCAUUCAGUACGCCCACAACCUCGCUGCUCGGGUCGUGAAGGAAAGGCGGGAAGCGUUGAAUGCGGAUGGUCGCCAAAGGAAGGAUCAGAAGGAUUUGGAUGUUUUGGACAGGGUGAUCAUGUCCGGGGACGCGGGGGACGCGGAUGGCAGUAUGUCCGAUGCGGAGAUAAGGGACGAGAUCCUUGGAUUCAUGUUGGCUGGCCAUGAGACAACCUCCAAUGCGUUGACUUCUAUCAUGGUGCACCUUAUGCAGAAUCCGAGGGUUUACGCCAAACUCCAAUCCGAAAUCAAAGCCGCCUUGCCAGACAACCAAAUCCCUACAUACGACACGAACCUCCCCUACGCCAAUUACGUCGUGAAGGAAGGGCUGCGAUUGUCACCGGCCGUCCGACUCCUCAUGCGAACGUCUACGAAACCUGUCACCGUGCUGGAUCACCACUUUCAGGCGGGGACAAAUUUCACGGUCAACGUUUACCACAUGCAGAAGAGCAAGGCUAUCUGGGGCCAAGACGCCGAGCAGUUCGUUCCCGAGAGAUGGGAAGAUUCAGAGAAGGUCAAGGAGGUGGAGGCGUCUGGAGCAUAUUUGCCGUUCGGAGCUGGACCGAUGAUGUGCAUCGGGCAAAAGUUGGCAGUGUUGGAGAUGAAGAUGGUGUUGAUUAGGUGUCUGCAGAGCUUUGAUUUUGAGUUGGUUCCAGGACAGGAUUUGAGGUUUACCGUCGAUGAUAUCACCUGCGGUUUCAAAAGGGGCGUAUAUGUAAAUGUUAAGGAGCGAUUGGUGCAGUGAUGUAUGUAGUGUAGAGAUCUAGGUUCUAGAAGCGCCAGCAAAGAAAGAAAGGAUGUGAAGAGAGAGAGGGUUCUAGUAAUAGACAAUACAGCAAUAUAUACCAAAACAAGUGAUGGCUCAGACCUUAGCUGGUCAUCUGUGAUGUGGAUGGGUGCCACGCCUUAGCCUUCCGCGCGGAACUACUGUAUCACACCGAGC
Fimicolochytrium jonesii is the source of this 2040-nucleotide messenger RNA. Its product is annotated as cytochrome P450. NCBI's taxonomy places the organism in Eukaryota, Fungi, Chytridiomycota, Chytridiomycetes, Spizellomycetales, Powellomycetaceae. Gene Ontology annotation, molecular function: heme binding; iron ion binding; oxidoreductase activity, acting on paired donors, with incorporation or reduction of molecular oxygen. The transcript has 3 exons. Bases 262 to 1842 code for a protein of 526 amino acids. The record is from RefSeq and is a predicted model, not a curated record.